AUGUCAGACUAUGUCCCAAAGAAGGAAAAUUAUUUUCAAUAUGAUCUACCUGACGAGACUAUGAUAUACAUCUUUAAAUAUGUUAAGCAUCCUCUUAAUUUGAUAAUAAGUUGUAAACGAUGGUCUUUAAUAAGUAAAGAUUCGCAAGCAAGAGCUGAAUGGAUUAUUUUUCAAUAUGGAAGAGCCCAUUGUCUUUUUUAUGCAAUAAAAUUGGGUCCUACUUUCAUUUCUGUCGCAGUUUCUCGAACUAUUAUUACUAAAGGCGGUAUUCUCUCUAGAUAUUUUAUCCAGAAACUUUUUAUACAUUACGGUAAAUACGACCUGAAACUAAUCGAAUUAAAGAUCUCUCAUAAUAUAGGACAAACAAAUAUAGAUAGAAUUCAACAAAAAAAUUCUACGCCCUGGGCUAGUGAUUUACCAAUUCAUGUUUAUAUAUUUUUAAUGACAGAAGCAUCUAAAAUAUUUAAAGAUCAAUUAUAUAUUAAAGGGAACGAUUUAGAACUUUUUCAUUAUCUUUCAGGAGGCCCUCAUACUAUUAAUUACGCACCAAUAGUUUUAAAAAAGAAUGAAGAAGAGAUCAAAAAUCUAAUAUUAAACAUGAAAUUUAUACCAUUUCCACCAAGAAAAUCUGAUAAUUCACAAACUAAUUUACCAGAAGAAUAUCCACCAAAAGAUGGUCAUGAAAACAAUAAACAACUUAACCUAAUUGCAAGAUCUAUUUUAAUUUAUAAAGAUCUAAUAUAUUUAUGGAAAGAAAUUGGUUAUUAUGAAGUCUGUGAUGAUGUUAAUAAUCUUAUAAUGCAAGGAGCACUUUUAAUUCUUUUUCCACCAUCUCAACCUCUUGGUUGUACUAAACCUGAUGUUAAUGCUGUCAAGACGCGAUUUAUUGAAUUAAUAAAUUUGGGAUUUCAAUUAAAUUAUA
Molecule: messenger RNA, 922 nt
Organism: Scutellospora calospora
Lineage: Eukaryota; Fungi; Glomeromycota; Glomeromycetes; Diversisporales; Gigasporaceae
Source: the annotation of a GenBank genome assembly